Molecule: messenger RNA, 1899 nt
Organism: Phragmites australis (common reed)
Lineage: Eukaryota; Viridiplantae; Streptophyta; Magnoliopsida; Poales; Poaceae
Exons: 1
Coding region: 87-1439 (450 amino acids)
Source: RefSeq, a predicted model, not a curated record
CCCUCUCUUUCCACCCUCGCUGCAUUGCGUUGCACCGUCAUGAUCUGAGUUGAGUACGUAAAGAUAGCUUCUGGAAAAGAUCGGGGAUGGCGGGUGGUGGCAGCUGCUGCUCGCUGCUGCGCUGCUUCGUGUCUCUCUUCUUCCUCCUCUUCCUCCACAUUGGCCACGCCGGCUGCUGCUUCUCCCCUGGUCCUGCCGAGCGGCCGCGGGAGGAGGACGACGCUGCGGACGUGGAUGCCGAUGGGAAGGUCGGCGGCGGGAGCAACAAGAGGAGGAAGAUAUCGCCGCUAGCUUUCUCCCCGGCGGCGUCAACCUCUGCUGUUGCCGAUGAGCGGAUCAGAGCCAGGCGCAGGCACGUGUCGUCCCUCGCCACCAGCCUCCGGUUCUACCUCCACCGCAUCUUCUCCUCCUCGGGGGCCAAGGCUAGCACCGUUGCGGUCAGGGAGGAGGAAGAGGCCGUGACCACCACCGUGCCUUCGCCUCUCGCCCAGUCACUGGCGCCUCAGCCUUUGGCGUCGGUGGUGCUGUCCACGCCGUCGUCGCCUUGCUCGUCGUCGCCGUGCAUGUCGCCGCUCUCGACGCGCUCCCUCAGUAAUAGUACCACUCCCGUGCCGUCCUGGCCGCAGAAGCUGCUGCAGGUGAGCAGGCAGUCGUCCAGGUCGUUCGCCGCCCGCGGCGACGUGUUCCCCUGCAAGGUGUGCGGCGAGGUGCUGAGCAGACAGCAGCAGUUGGAGCUCCACCAGGUGAUGAAGCACUCCCUCUCCGAGCUCUCCCACUUGGACUCCAGCAUGAACAUCAUCCGCAUGAUCUUCCUCGCCGGGUGGAAGCCCGCCGCUUCUAGCGCCGGCGAACCCCCUGUGGUCCGGCGCAUUCUCAGGAUCCACCACAGCCCCCGCGCGCUGGCCCGCUUCGAGGAGUAUCGCGACCUCGUCCGCGCCCGCGCCGCACGGCGAUGCGAGGGUGGCGCCGGCGCCGGCGCCGUCGUCGAGGAGCGGUGCAUCGCGGACGGCAACGAGCGCCUGCGCUUCCACUGCUCCACCAUGCUCUGCUCCCUGGGCGGCGCCGGCGGAGUGUGCGGGAGCCCCUACUGCUGCGUCUGCAGCACCCUGCGGCACGGGUUCGCGGGGAAGCAGGCCAACGUGGACGGCAUCGCCACCUACGCCUCCGCGUGGGCCGCGCACUCGUCGCUGCCCGAGGACGUGGAGCGCGAGUUCGCGUUCCUCCAGGUGCGCCGCGCCAUGCUGGUGUGCCGCGUCUUGGCGGGGCGCGUCGGCCGCGGCGUCGCGGACGACAAGGUGGCCUACGAUUCCAUGGUCCCCGUGCGCGUUGGAGGCGUCAGCGGCGGCGGCGGCGACGACGUCGAGAUGCUUGUGUUCCACCCCAGAGCUGUGCUCCCGUGCUUUGUCAUCCUCUACAGCUGUACAGCCGCUGGUCAGUAGCCACGAGGCGGCCAGCCAGCACGCCGUACGCCCGUACCAGUUUAUAGCCUUUCACCCUUUCUUGCCCCCUCCUCCGUUUGGUGGUGGCUGUGGUCACCGGUCGGCGGUUACUCGGCGCGGCGUGGGUACGGUCGUGGCUCGCGCGGCUGUCCCUCCCAGAGCUCUGGAUUUCUGGUUGGAUCGUGCAAUCAGCAGUCGGCAGGGGCACUGGCCAAUGGCCAUUGCCUACUUCGCUGGAUCGGAUCGAGGCAUCGGGCACUUGAUAGGCUACCCAAGUGACGUGAUGAGAUUGAGCUGAGCCUACCAUGCGACGCACCGUAGCUAUAACUUAUGUAGUGUGGCUGGCAUGUUUUUGUAGCUGUUACUGCUGUUGGUCCUUGUCAACUGUUCUACUACAUGGUCUUUCAUCUAAUUAUCCUCACUUCUCAUUUGUUAUUUAUGGACAUUUUUUAUUUUGACC